Lactuca sativa (garden lettuce) is the source of this 596-nucleotide messenger RNA. RefSeq lists its product as uncharacterized. Lineage: Eukaryota; Viridiplantae; Streptophyta; Magnoliopsida; Asterales; Asteraceae. The record is from RefSeq and is a predicted model, not a curated record.
UUGGUGAGAUCGACAAGAUAUUAUUACUUGACACACAUAUAAAUGCGUGUGAAAUAUAUCACUUAAAAGAGAAAAAAGAUAUGAGAAGGAUUCAAAGCCAUAAGCUCCCAUGCUUACAUUGUCAACCUCAAGGCUUUAUUAAAAUGGUGCAUCAUUUAAUAGAAAGAUGCAUACUCUUUCGUAUGGGUCGAGAUGAUUGCAUGAGGACACUCGCUAAGCAUGCAAACAUCCAUCCAACUGUCACGUUUACAGUAUGGGAAGAGCUACUAAAAGAGAAUAAGACCUUCUUUCAAGCGUACUCACGUUCUAUUUUACCAAGCAAUAUCGUGCUCAAUGGACAACCACAAGAAACCAAUAAUAUCGAUUGUUAUGGAAGAACACAAUGGAGGAGAUGAUUAGUUAAUAGCUUGUCAUAAAUGAUUUUGUAACAAUUUUGUCAUGAAAUUUGUAGCAAUUUAUUUUAUAGGACAUUAAUAAAUCAAGAAUUUUCAUUUCCUAACAAAUUAGCAUCGCCUCUCAUUAAGAUACUUAAUCUAUGAUUAAGGGACUGUUCAUCAAAACUAGUUGAUAAUCGGUAUGUAACGACCAAAAAUUUG